CGACUCCUUCGCAAUCGUAAUGUGCUUCGUUCCGUUUCGGCGAAAGCGAAACGUCGCCUGGCCAAUGUUAGAGCGGAUGGGGCUGGGCUGAGUGUUACCAAGAGGGUUUGACAGAAAAAUACACCACAAUAGUAGAGCGGGACGCUUGCGAUGGUCUGUGUGUACGUCAGUUUUUGUACUUUCUUUGUGAAACGCGAGUGCAGCGGCUGUGAGUGACAAAAUAAAACACCUUUUCCACUGUAACGCCUGGCUGCAAGUGUUGAGAAAGUCGUUUUCACACCCGGCGUUGCUCGCCACAACACUCCUCUUCACUAAUGUCCUAUUCUCACAAAUGGAAAAGGGGCUUCUGCUGGGAAACGCGAGCCUUUCUCUUGUGCUCCUGUUGCUGCUGAAAGCGCUCACGGGAACCUCCGGCAGCUCGGCCAGCAGCAGGGGAGCGCACGCCGCCGCCGCGCUGGGCUCCGAGACGCUCGAAGAUGGUGCUAGUGUUAUGGAGCGGGGACUGGAAAGCGUUGGCGCCCCAGUGGCCGGAGAUGUGACCGUGGAGGACGAUGAGAACAGCCCGGCGGCAGGGGAGGAGGACGGCUCGGCGGGGGACGGUUACACGGAGGGCCGGCUCAAAAGGUCCUUGGUGAUCAUCAGCACACUGGACGGGCGCAUCUCUGCCUUGGAUCCUAAUGAUCAGGGCCGCAAGCUGUGGGACCUGGACGUGGGUUCCGGCUGCUUGGUGUCCUCCAGCCUCAGCAAACCUGAGGUGUUCGGGAACAAGAUGAUCAUCCCAUCGCUGGACGGGGCACUGUUCCAAUGGGACCGCGACAGGGAGAGCAUGGAGUCUGUGCCUUUUAGCGUGGAGUCGCUGCUGGAGUCAUCCUACCGCAUCCGGGAGGACACAGUGCUUGUGGGGGGCAAGUCCCUAACCACCUAUGGCCUGGGAGCCUACAGCGGCAAGCUGCGCUACAUCUGUUCAGCGGUGGGCUGCAGCCAUUGGGAUGAGGCGGACAUGGAACCAGAGGAUGUGCUGCUCCUCCAGAGGACCCAGAAGACCGUCCGUGCUGUUCGUCCCCGCAGCGGCAGCGAAAAGUGGAACUUCAGCGUGGGCCACUUUGAGCUAAAAUUUGUCCCCGAGACACAGCCCGGACUUAACUUCCUGGAGGGGGAACCGCCCGGUGGGGGAGGGGUGGGGCGUGAAGGCCAGCGCGAGAGCCAGCAGGUCAUCCAUGAGGAAGAGGAGGAGCCCAGAGCUGAGACGCGUGAUCUGGUGAUUAAGGUGUCUGUUCCAGACUGGAAGGUGAUGGCCUUCAACAACAAGCCAGGCGGGGAGCUAGCUUGGGAGCACCAGUUUUGCACCCCGAUCGCGUCAGCGUGGCUAGUGCAGGGAGGGAGGGUCACCCCCAUCAGCCUGUUUGACGACACCUCCUACACCACACGUCCAGACUCUUUGCCCGAGGAGGACGAGGAGAUUGUGGAGGAAGCUCGUGGAGCCACAGAGUCCAGUGUCUACCUUGGUAUGUUUCAGGGACAGUUGUAUCUCCAGUCUUCUGUGCGGAUCUCAGACAAGUUCUCCACCAGGCCCAAGGCCCUAGACGCCCGCGGCUCGAAGAGCAUAAUCUCCUUGCCCACAGUCAAAUGGAAGCCCCUAAUCCAUUCUCCGUCUCGAACGCCGGUCCUUGUCGGCUCGGAGGAGUUCGACAAGUGUCUGAACAAUGACAAGUUCUCACAUGAGGAGUACAGCAACGGGGCGCUGUCUGUGCUGCAGUACCCUUACGACAAUGGGUACUACUUCCCCUACAGCAGUCGUUACCGCGGGCGGCGGGAAACUGCCGUCAGCCUGCUGCAGGGUCCCGGGGCACAGACGGAGCUGCGCAGGAAGGACCCCGUGCUACUGCUGCCCUGGUGGAAGGAGAUCCUUGGCACCAUCGUGUUUUGCAUCGCCGCCACCACCUACAUUGUUCGCAAGUUCUUCCACCCAACGGCCACCAGCGUACGGCAAAGGAAGGAGUCUGAGACACAGUGUCAGACGGACAGCAAGCUGGAGCUGGAGCUGGAAGACCCCAAGGAAGUGACCGUCAUGGACGGCAGAAACACGGAAUACGUGUCCAGGUACCUGACAGAUUUCCACCCUGUCCAGUGUCUGGGCCGCGGGGGGUUCGGUGUCGUCUUUGAGGCCCGCAACAAAGUGGAUGACUGCAACUAUGCCAUCAAGAGGAUCCGCCUGCCAAAUAGCGAGCUGGCACGGGAAAAGGUGAUGCGUGAAGUGAAGGCCCUGGCGAAGCUGGAGCACCCAGGAAUCAUCCGGUACUUCAACGCCUGGCAGGAGAGUCCUCCGGAAGGCUGGCAGGAAGAGAUGGAUCAGCGCUGGCUAAAGGAGACCAGUGCCACAGAUUGGCUGCUGAGCUCCCCCGACCACAUGGAGGUGCUGUCCGUGAAGGUUCCGGUCUCCAAGCCUUCGGAGUCCUCUGCAGAAGGUGUGGUGGGCGGAAGAAAGAACCCAGCAGGCCUGUACCCAUUCCCCCGGGACCUAUUAUCUAGCACAGAGGCCAUGAUGUGGGGCACCAAGGUUCCCAGCAUGCCGUCCGGUGGCGCACCGAUCCAGGAUUUGCUGAGUUUCCUUUCGGAUGGUAACAGCCAGGUGGAGCCCGAGGGCUCAGACUCACCCCACUCCUUCGAGCUGUGCCCUCCCCACGUCUCUGGAGAUCGUACCUCAUCCUCGUUUGACAUCGUGUUUGAAGACUCGGGCUGCGAUCGUACCCCGGAGCCAGCGGAGACGAGCAGCCGCAGCUCCCUGACCAAGCGCGUCGGCUCUGCGUCUCGAUCCCAGGGAUCCGCCCACUCCUCCUCGCAGCCUCGGCCAAACUCGCUAAGCCUGGACCUGUGCCGCUCAGCCGCUUCCCCGAGCACCCAGCGGCCCCGCCCUCUGGCCUCGCCCAAGGUCUACCUAUACAUUCAAAUGCAGCUGUGCCGCAAGGAGAACCUGAAGGACUGGAUGGCGCAGCGAUGCCUUCCCGAGCAGCGGGACCGCACCGAGUGUCUGCUUAUCUUCCUGCAGAUCGCCGAAGCCGUCAGCUUCCUGCACGGCAAGGGCCUCAUGCACAGGGACCUCAAGCCCUCCAACAUUUUCUUCACGCUGGACGACGUGGUGAAAGUUGGUGAUUUCGGCCUGGUGACUGCCAUGGACCAGGAGGAGGAAGAGGAGAUUGAGGAACUCAGCAUUCCCCUACCAGUCUACGCACGACACACGGGUCAAGUGGGGACCAAGCUCUACAUGAGCCCUGAGCAGCUGCUGGGUCAGUCCUACUCCCACAAGGUGGAUGUUUACUCCCUGGGCCUCAUCCUCUUCGAGCUGCUGUGUCCCUUCAAGACCCAGAUGGAACGGGUGGAGACACUGACCAAAGUGAGGGACAUGGAGUUUCCCACUUCUUUUUCCCAGAACAAUGUGCAGGAGCUGGGCAUGGUGCGCAGCAUGCUGUCUUUGUGUCCCAGCGAGCGCCCAGAGGUUGCCGACAUCACGGAGACGCCCCUCUUCCAGGAGCUGGAGGUGCCGUGCAGGCUGGCAGUGAGACAGCGCUCCCGCACCUACAGCUCGUCCUCCACAGGACGCCCCGCCCGCCAGGCGAGCACCUGAGCUCCAGCCACGGCGUUGUUCCUCCCUCCCUCUGGGUGCGUCGCUCUGACUCGGUGAGCUGCGCACUUCUGGUUUGGGAGAGCGCACAUACUUAACACAUGAUUUUUAACGCAUCCCAUCUCAACUUGGACCCUGCUGCUUUUGUGGACACAGAGGCUCCUCCCAGCUCCGUCAGCCACACUGGACCUGGACCUCCCGCUUGAAUUCCUGUAGUGCCAGAGCCACUGCGCUUCGCUCACGUGCAGACUUUUGUCCUCCUGGCGGUCGAGGCCACUCCGCGACCUGGAGAUGCUGUCAUGGGGCAAUUCGUGUACAGAAAGUCCUGCUUCACCAGAACCGCCUUGUACACGGAGACUGGGCUCCACAGGCUCCUCCCACAUGAACGACUAACCUUCUGCAUGGCUGUGCAAACACUGGAAGAGCAUGUUUUCUUGCUCUUGACAUAACACCCCCCCACCACAAUGUUUUCAGCAGGAGGUCAUCCUGCCGCACAUUUCCGCCCCCUGCUUGUAAAGACAAAGACUGAUUGAGGAAAGAAGCCUCACUUCCUGCACCCCC
This is a messenger RNA of Scleropages formosus (Asian bonytongue), 4180 nucleotides long. It is a transcript of the gene eif2ak3, whose product is annotated as eukaryotic translation initiation factor 2-alpha kinase 3. Gene Ontology annotation, biological process: eiF2alpha phosphorylation in response to endoplasmic reticulum stress. Lineage: Eukaryota; Metazoa; Chordata; Actinopteri; Osteoglossiformes; Osteoglossidae. The coding region runs from base 332 to 3622 and encodes 1096 amino acids. The transcript is spliced from 17 exons. Gene Ontology annotation, cellular component: cytoplasm; nucleus. Gene Ontology annotation, molecular function: protein binding; ATP binding; eukaryotic translation initiation factor 2alpha kinase activity. The record is from RefSeq and is a predicted model, not a curated record.